Messenger RNA from Cyprinus carpio (common carp), 5915 nucleotides. It is a transcript of the gene grin2da, whose product is annotated as serine/arginine repetitive matrix protein 2-like. Lineage: Eukaryota; Metazoa; Chordata; Actinopteri; Cypriniformes; Cyprinidae. The record is from RefSeq and is a predicted model, not a curated record. Gene Ontology annotation, molecular function: NMDA glutamate receptor activity; transmitter-gated monoatomic ion channel activity involved in regulation of postsynaptic membrane potential. Gene Ontology annotation, cellular component: plasma membrane; NMDA selective glutamate receptor complex; postsynaptic membrane. Gene Ontology annotation, biological process: long-term synaptic potentiation; synaptic transmission, glutamatergic; excitatory postsynaptic potential.
CCAGCUGUGUGGGUGAUGAUGUUCGUCAUGUGCCUGUCUGUGGUAGCUGUGACGUUCAUAUUCGAGUUCUUCAGCCCUGUUGGAUUUAUAACGAAUGAAGCCUACAGAGCGGGAAGAGUACAGGCAGGAGCGUUCAAAGUUCACCAUAGGGAGUCUAUUUGGCUGCUGUGCUUGGUGUUUAAUAACUCUGUUCCGGUGGAAAACCCGAGAGGCACAAGUAAGAUAAUGGUGCUGGUCUGGGCUUUCUUUGCUGUCAUCUUCCUGGCCAGCUACACCGCUAACCUGUCUGCUUUCAUGAUUCAAGAAGAGUACAUCGACACUGUGUCUGGGCUCAGUGAUAAGAAGUUUCAGCAGCCCACAGAGCAGUAUCCUCCUUUACGCUUCGGCACUGUCCCAAACGGAAGUACGGAGGAGAAUAUACGGAGCAAUUACCCCAACAUGCAUCAGUAUAUGGUGCGGAACAAUCAGAGAGGAGUGGAAGAGGCCAUUGACAACCUUAAGACAGGGAAACUGGAUGCAUUCAUAUAUGAUGCGGCUGUCCUGAACUACAUGGCUCGUAAGGAUGAGGGCUGCAAAGUAAUGACCAUCGGCUCUGGCAAAGUGUUCGCUACAACAGGUUAUGGCAUUGCCUUACACAAAAACUCCCGCUGGAAGCGGCCGCUAGACCUCGCCCUCCUGCAGCUAGUUGGAGAUGAUGAGAUUGACAUGCUUGAACGACUCUGGCUGUCUGGGAUCUGUCAUAAUGAUAAGAUUGAGGUCAUGAGUUCCAAACUGGACAUAGACAAUAUGGCAGGAGUCUUCUAUAUGCUUCUGGUUGCCAUGGGCCUAAGUCUGCUGGUGUUUGCAUGGGAGCAUCUCAUCUAUUGGAAGCUCCGCCACUGUUUGGGCCACUCUGGAGGACUGGAUUUCCUGCUGGCUUUCAGUCGGGGAAUGUACAGCUGCUGCAAUUUUGAGGAUGAAACAGCUCCUGGAGGUUCCCAAAGCACACUUCCUCAAUAUCAUCAUGUCUCCACAGUUCCUCCUCCUCCACCGCCUCAUGUGAUCUCUACAGCCGUGGCAAAUCCCCCCAUCGCUAUGGCACAACAACAACAGCAGCAGCAACAACAGAAGCAACACCACCAACAGCCACCGGUAUACAGUGCUCUUUUUCCUGGAUCCCCUCCUUCAGUUGGACAUUCUGGAAUGGCUCUAGGCCCAUCAAACAGUCCCAUUCUUGGAGCACCCAUGCCUUGCUCUACAUUCCUACCACGGCAUGAUCGUCGAUUUGCUGUGGUGGAUCGGUGGACACGUCCAAAGGUUGGUCCUGAGAAGCUUGGCGGUGUGAGCAGUGGGAUAACAGACUUAACACAAUUCCAAGGCAUGCCCCCUCACUGGGGUGCAGAAAUAAGUGGAGGAGAGGGGGGUCUGGAUGAGUACAAGAGAUACUAUGGGCCAAUUGAUCCAGAAGGCUUAGGGGUCUCUGCUGAACCUCAAAACAUAGUCACCCAAACUCCAAAAACGAAGCAUCGAGGGACGAAAUCUUCUGGUAACCCACGGUUACCUCCUAAAGUUCAAGCCUCUGGACACUUACCAAUUAACCAUGCUUUGCCACAUCCUUCUCCACCUCAGCAAUCUAUCUGGAGGAGAAGCAGCUUCUCAAAAAGGAAGGGCUCUGGUGGGCCACUCUACGAAAACAUCCUUCCACUCGGAAGGAGAGGUGGUGGCAGAUAUGGAAUGAGGGAUGGCGGUGGGAGAAGAGGACGUCGUCCUCCUCCCCUUCCUUUACCUAUACCUGUGCCCCUCUCUUCCCCAACACAGACUCCGCCCACACCUUCUCCAUCUAUAUGCUACACAUCCACUUCAUCCAGCAGCUCCAGCACCUCCAGUUCAUCCUCUUCUUCAGAAUCAGUCUCCCGAUCCAAUUCUCCUUCAUCUUCAUCAUCGUACACAUCAUCCCAGAGCUUUAGAUACAGAGCAGAUGCACGAGAUGUGUAUGACUACGACACAGAUGAGCUUACGGAGGAAUCAAGCUUGCUUUUGGGGAGGAGAAAAAGUCGUUCACGUAUGUCCUCUCGUUCCCUGCCCAGCAGUCCUCCUCCACCACCUAUACCACCCCGCAAACCUUGCGGACAGAGGGCGGAGGUGAGAGACAGAGCAGGCAGCCAGAUUGCACAGCUUCAAGAGUGGUGGGCCUCUUGGGGAGAGAAAGAAAAGAGUAGAAGAGCAGCUGGAGAUAGAGAUGUUAAGGAGGAGAAACGACAUCAUAAAGAAAGGGAAAGAGAGAGAAAGAGGAGGAAGAAGGGUAGAAAGAAAAAGAAGAGAGAAGAGCGUGAAAGAGAAAGGGAGCGUAAAAGACGUAAGGUGAAAAAGAAAAAGAAAAAAGAGCAGAAAUCAAGAAGAAGAGAGAGGGAAAAACGAUCUGAACAAGAGGAGGUAGAUAUGGACAGGAAAGAUGUCUCUGAAAAAGGUAUAGGACAGGAAUACUCUUCUUAUCCUGCUCUGAGGCGAAGCUCUUUCCGAAAAAAGAGUGAAAGCUCUACUAGGAGUUAUGAGUGGGAUAAUAUCAGAGAUGGAGUUAAGAGAGAGAGGGAUGAUCAAGGUGGAGAAGAUGAAGAAGGCAGUAGAGUAAAGGAAAGGCAUCAGAGAAGCCCAAAAUCACAACGCCACUCCAGGCCAAGGUCCAACAACAAGCAUUUUUCUAGCUCAAACAAACCUUCUUCAACCGUCAAAUUUUGGAGUAGUGGGAACCCAACUUCUGAUUCGCCAUCGUCUUUUGUACCCUUGCUUCCCAUAUCUAAAAGACGAAAGUCUGUAGGAGCUGAAAGGGACGAGCGAGGAAGAGGUGGAGAGAGUCGGCCCCUUUUGGGAAAAAACAAGAGAGUUAAGCCUUGCUCAAGAGAAGGCCUGUCAUUUCACGAAUGGGAUUCAGAGGAAGAAGAAGAUGAGGAGUCUGAAGUGGAAAGAAGCAGGCCAGAAGAACAGGGGCGACGACGAGAAAGCAGAGGAAUGGACUCUGAAUCCGAAAGGGACAGAGAAAAAACUGUUGAGAUAUACACAGACGAUGAGGGUUCAUCGGGAGAGUUUGGUAAGUUCGAGCGAUAUUGGGAGGGUCACGAAGGAAGGGCAGUUGGAGGCAUUGGAGGAGGAGGAUGGUUCUUUGGCACCUAUCCUGCCAGAGAAAGAGGAGGCAGUAUAAACAGUAGAGAUGACUCCUUUUUGGGGUGGGGUGGUGGAGAAAGUGUCCUGGGUUUCGGAGCGGGAACAGGGUGGGGAUCAGGAGGCUUAGGUUCAAACAAGUGGCCUCCAACUCCAUUGACUCCGCCACCACCUCGAAAAUACUGGUCUGUUGAUAAAUUACCAGUGAAGACUGAAAAGAAAUCUAAAAGCAGGUCUCAAGAGAAGAGCCACGCCCACACAUCCUGUUCCUGCCAGUCACCCCAUCACUCUGCCAGCACUCACUCCAAAUGGAAUAGGGUGACUUCUAGGAGUCAGGAGGAGCUCCUCCCCCACUGCCACAGUUUCAGCAGCAGCGUAAGACCCAAACGGCAAUCAUCCAAACCGGAUCGGGCUCAGAGCCAGACAAAAUCUGGAAGCCAAUCCAAUCUCAAUGCACAAAGACCACAGCGCUCAGACCGGUCCCGACAACCACCAUCCCCUCCUCAAAGUCUACCGCCAUCUUUACCCCCACCAAUGGUCCCUGCACUCCCAGCCCCGCCCUCUUCCUCUCACCAUAUACAUAUACCUCCACCUACCUCCUCUUCAUCAGUUUCCUCCCCUUCGGUUGUCUCAUCUACUCCUGGUGCCCCACAGCCCUCCUCUUUGUCCUCCUCUAGUGCUAAGCUCCAGUACCAGAAACUGCGAUCAGUUCCCCAACCCCAACGGUAUCAAUCCCCACAUCUUCCCCUCAAAACCAAGAGCCUGUGCUCUCGUCGAGGCUCUGCCCACUUCUCCAGUGUGGAGAGUGAGGUCUGAGGAACAUAAUUAAAUGAGAAACAUCAGCAAGUAGCCCCUAGGGGCGAUCAAAUCACCUGCUCAUGCCACAAACUGUUAACUGUUCAUAGCAGUCGAGUUGGGUUGUUUUCGCUGGCACCCGUCUCUUGCACAAAGCUCUAAUGCUCAGAGACAAACCUGGAUUGGGAUGUCACAUAAAUUGUAGCCCUUUCACUUUACUUGUGUAAGAAUGGAAUACUGCCAUGCUGACAAAUCUUGUUGUUAGUGAGGCUGUUUGUAUAGGAUUAGCUUUGCUUUUCUUACUUCUUGGGGGCUUUAAGGUUGAGUGUCAAUAAUGUGGGUAAAUGUGAUUUUUCUUGGAGUGUUUUGCUGCUCGAUGGCUCAAGAACGAUUUUUUGAAGGGAGAUUGUGAGGUCAAAAUACAAAGCCCUAACGCCCCACACCCAUAUCUUUUUUUUUUUCUCUCCUGCUCUCAGCUCUGAAUCACAAUGUAAUUGUUGUGUAUAUUUGUUCAAAAUAUCUCAAGGGAAGCAUUCACAAAGGAAAGUAGCAAACCAUUUUUCUUGACCUCCACCUUCCGCAAACUGACAUCUAGCAUUCUGUGUUGUGUUCAGUGUUUGUAUUCCUAGCAACAGGGUAAGUUAGCCAUGACUGAUCACAUAUUGGCUUACUGAAGCUGAAUGCCAAACUAAAAGUGGAGCUGAUGUGCAGUCCUGUUCUAUUGAAACCAUUUCACAGGUCCUCAUGUUUCAUUCUCGUCCCUUGAGCAAUACAUAAUUAACUACAAACAACAUACAAUACAUAUAUUUUAUAUUUAAAAGUUAUUUUAUUAUAUAUAAUAUAUAUGUUUUGUGAUCUGGUUCAAAACUGUUGUGUUGAGUUAUUAAAAGAAUAUAAGCACUGUGCUGUAUUACCGUAGGGCACAUGCAAUGUUUCAACUACCUAUAAUCGGUGGCAGCCCUUCCCCUCUCGACUGAAUGUACAUGUUGCCAUGACAACACAGUGUGCUGCAACCAAGACACUUUUAAGAUCGUAGCUUUCUCGGGGGAGACCUUCUCAUCAGAGCCAGUUAGGGUAGCUUUGAACGCUGAUGUUGAGAGUGCCAGGAUGACAGGGCUAGCCAUACUGCAGCACUGUACUUGCUAACCGAAAUGUCAGUGAAUGACAUGUCAUCAUUCAGAGAGCGAUAAGCGAAGGAGAGCACUGUUUACAGUUUAACACUGUGUUUUUACACCUUUUUUACAAGCUGCUCUGCUCUGCCAUAUAUUAGCUUCGGACAUGAUACUCAUAUUUGCUUAGCAAGUUUGCUUAAGCUGUACAAGUAGUAGCAACAAUAAACUGGUCAAAUGAGAGCAAAAUAGAGUUGCAGUUUUAUGCUUUUACUAGACAUAUCUGUUAAGUUAAAAAAAAAAAAAAAAAGAAAAAGAAAGAAAGCCAGAUCAAGUUUUACUUUGAGGAACUGUGAGGAAAAGACUGAUUAGCAAACCAGUCAGGUAGAUAUUUUGUUUAAUUUAGCUUUCACCAUUAGCCAAAAGCUAGCAUCUUUAUAGUGAUCGCUAUAAUUAACUGUGAAUAUUGCUAAGGGCAAUGCGUGUUGGCAGCAGGUCUGAGUCAACUAUGUUUAAUUUUAUUUAUUUUGUUUAUACACUAUUCAAAAUGCUGUUGUCUUUCAGAGUUUCUUUUUUUUCAUAUUACUGGAUUUUGUAAUUUUGUUGUCUUGACAAAGCUAUAAGCAUACUAUAACUACAAAAAAUCCCAACACCUUUCUGAAGUAAUCGGAGGAUGUUCAUGCUACAUCCAUCCAAUCCUUCAGGCUGUUCUGACCAGUGCUGGGGGUAACACAUUCGUGUUGCAAGUAAUGCAAGUUAUGUAAUCAGAUUACUUUUAAAAGUAACAAGUAAAGUAACACAUUACUUUUAAAUGUACAAGAAAAUAUCUGAGUUUUCUGUUGUUAAAAAAAAGAAAGAAAUCCAAGCCCAGGUGAC